This is a messenger RNA of Platichthys flesus (European flounder), 8082 nucleotides long. RefSeq lists its product as uncharacterized. The record is from RefSeq and is a predicted model, not a curated record. The transcript is spliced from 29 exons. NCBI's taxonomy places the organism in Eukaryota, Metazoa, Chordata, Actinopteri, Pleuronectiformes, Pleuronectidae. Gene Ontology annotation, molecular function: G protein-coupled receptor activity. Gene Ontology annotation, biological process: G protein-coupled receptor signaling pathway; cell surface receptor signaling pathway. Gene Ontology annotation, cellular component: membrane. The coding region runs from base 1 to 8082 and encodes 2693 amino acids.
AUGGACUGGGUGGAGGAUGAGAUUAAGCGCUUCCAAUAUCCCAUGAUGUUGAAACCAGUGGUCCUCAACCCCCGGGUCGUGGACCGGUACCGGGCCGUUGGUCAUUCGGAACUUAACAAAGAAGAGCAACUCCUACCUCACACUAGACAGAGAAGAACUGUUCUAACAGGGCAGUGGAAAUACAGCAUUGAUGUCGUAGUGAAUAUCUCUGAUGCACAAACCUUUGAGCUGAUUCGCUCGUCCUUGAAUGCUACUGAUCUUCCCAUACGAAUCGAUAACCAAACGGAGAUCUCGGACAUCAGUAUCACAACUGUGUGUUCGUCAACUGACUCUGGUUUCCAGUGCAGAUGUGAGGAACAGUUUGCGUGGCCCUACAGCACCUGUGUCACAUACGGUGCCUGUGAACGCACAUGGAGAAGCAUUUGUAAAUGCAUCAAUGCUAUUCCGCCCGGCAACCAGUCCUGUCAGCCGAUAUCAGCGCUGCUAACUCAGGUCGAGUACGACGUUGAGGUGGAGCUGAACGUGACAGAUGUUGUGACAGUGGACUACCUCAGGAGCCUAUUGAACAACAAUAGCUUCUCGCUCGACCUGGGUCCCAUUGUGAAUGUCACAAACAUCGACAUCAACACAGUUUGUUACCUAAAUGGAAGCAGCUUCCAGUGCAGAUGUGAGGACCAGUAUGUCUGGCCUUCUACGGACUGUGUUUCAUACGGAGCCUGUGAUGAGAUGACUAAUGACACGUGCAGCUGUAUCAACAGUAUUCCAUCCAAUGGGCACUACUGCCAGGCAAAGACAGUUCCUCCAGUUGUCUAUGAAUAUAUUAUUACAAUUGAGCUGAACACCACAGAUGUUACGGAGAUAGACCGACUGAGAAACAUCAGCUACCCAGUCAGCAUCAGCAACAACACACAAGUCUCUGGCAUGAACAUCUCUACAGUUUGCUCUCCGAGCAGCAGUGGUUACCAGUGCAGAUGUGAGGAUCAGUAUCGUUGGUCAUGUGACCAGUGUUUCAUGUAUGGAUCCUGUGACAACAUCACCUCCAACACAUGUGGAUGUAUCAAUGCCAUCCCUGCUGAUGGACAGCAUUGUCAGCCUGUUGACCAAUACAUUUGCUCUCCGAGCAGCAGUGGUUACCUGUGCAGAUGUGAGGAUCAGUAUCGUUGGUCAUGUGACCAGUGUUUCAUGUAUGGAUCCUUUGACAACAUCACCUCCAACACAUGUGGAUGUAUCAAUGCCAUCCCUGCUGAUGGACAGCAUUGUCAGCCUGUUGACCAAUACACUUCUCCAGUUGUCUAUGAAUAUAUUAUUACAAUUGAGCUGAACACCACAGACGUUAAAGAGAUAGACCGAAUUAGAAACAUCAGCUACCCAGUCAGCAUCAGCAACAACACACAAGUCUCCGGCAUUAACAUCUCUACAGUUUGCUCUCCGAGCAGCAGUGGUUACCAGUGCAGAUGUGAGGAUCAGUAUCGUUGGUCAUGUGACCAGUGUUUCAUGUAUGGAUCGUGUGACAACAUCACCGUCAACACAUGUGGAUGUAUCAAUGCCAUCCCUGCUGAUGGACAGCAUUGUCAGCCUGUUGACCAAUACAUUGUGUAUGAAUAUAUUAUUAGAAUUGAGCUCAACACCACAGACGUUACAGAGAUAGACCGACUGAGAAACAUCAGCUACCCAGUCAGCAUCAGCAACAACACACAAGUCUCUGGCAUGAACAUCUCUACAGUUUGCUCUCCGAGCAGCAGUGGUUACCAGUGCAGAUGUGAGGAUCAGUAUCGUUGGUCAAGUGACCAGUGUUUCAUGUAUGGAUCCUGUGACAACAUCACCUCCGACACAUGUGGAUGUAUCAAUGCCAUCCCUGCUGAUGGACAGCAUUGUCAGCCACUGACAGAUUCGACACCUGCUGCUACAACAGUUAUGAACACUACAACAGCUGCAGUGCCAACAAUGAUUGCUAAAACUACCACCACAAUUACGGCUGCUACCUUGACCAAGGCUACUAACAUGGCUAGGAUUGCUACCGCUAACACUACCAACCCCGCCACCACAACUACGGCAGCCACCAUUACCAAUAAACCUACCGCUACUACGAUUGUAACCACGGCUACCCCCACGACUACUAUUCCCACUACUAACACUACCAAACCCCCCACCACAAGUACGACGGCUACCAUUACCAGUACACCUACCGCUACUACGAUUGCUACCACGGCUACCCCGGUUACCACCACGAAUAAGAUUGUUGCCACUAACACUACCCCCAGCCCCACCACAACUACAGCUGCUACCACGUAUACCACGGCUACCAAAACAACUACGAUUGCUAACACUAACACUAACCCCCCCACAACUACGGAUGCUACCACGACUAUGAUUGUUACUGCGGAUACCCCGGCUACCACCAAGACUACGGUUGCUACCACUAACACUACCAACCCCCCCACCAUAACUACAGCUACUACCACGACCAUUACACCUACCAUUACUACGAUUGCUACCACGGCUACCCCUGCUACCACCACGACUAAGACUGCUACCACUAACACUACCCCAAGCCCCACCACAACUACAGCUGCUACCACGGCUACCAACACGACUACGAUUUCUACCACUAACACUACCAACCCCCCCACCACAACUACAGCUGUUUCCAUGACCACUACCCCUACCACGAUCGCUACUAUGAUUGUUACCACUGCUACCCCCACGACAACGAUUCCCACCACUAACACUAACCCCACUCCCACCACAACUACGGCGGCUACCAUUACCAUUACACCUACCGCUACCACAGCGGCUACCACCACGACUACGAUUGCUACCAGUCACACUACCCCCACCACAACUACAGCUGCUACCUUGACCACUGCUACCAACACGACUACGAUUGCUACCCCUAACACUACCCCCAUCCCAACCACAACUACGGCUGCUACCAUGACCACUACCCCUACCACGACCGCUACUGCAAUUGCUACCACGGCUACCCAGGCUACCAACACGACUAUGAUGGCUACCACAAACAGUACCCUUACCACAAUGACUACUUUGAUUGUAACCAUGGCUACCCCGGCUACCACCACAACUACGGCUGCUACCACUAACACUACCCCUACUACGAUUGUUACCACGGCUCCCCCGGCUACCACCACAACUACGAUUGCUGCCAAUAAUACUACCACCAUCCCCACCACAACUACAGCCGCUACCUUGACCACAGCUACCAACACGGCUACGAUUGCAAAUGCUAACUCUACCCCCAACCCCACCACAUCUACGGCAGCUUCCAAGACCAUUACUCCUACCACAAAUGCUACUACGAUUGCUACCAUGGCUACCACCACGACUAAGAUUGCUACCAGUCACACUACCCCCACCACAACUACAGCUGCUACCUUGACCACUGCUACCAACACGACUACGAUUGCCACCACUAACACUACCCCCAUCCCAACCACAACUACGGCUGCUACCAUGACCACUACCCCUACCACGACCGCUACUGCGAUUGCUACCACGGCUACCCCGGCUACCAACACAACUACGAUUGCUAUUACUAACACUACCAACCCCUCCACCACAACUACGGCUACUACCACGACCGUUACCCCUACCACUACUAUGAUUGCUACCACGGCUACCCAGGCUACCAACACGACUAUGAUGGCUACCACAAACAGUACCCUUACCACAAUGACUACUUUGAUUGUCACCAUGGCUACCCCGGCUACCACCACAACUACGGCUGCUACCACUAACACUACCCCUACUACGAUUGUUACCACGGCUCCCCCGGCUACCACCACAACUACGAUUGCUGCCAAUAAUACUACCACCAUCCCCACCACAACUACAGCCGCUACCUUGACCACAGCUACCAACACGACUACGAUUGCAAAUGCUAACUCUACCCCCAACCCCACCACAUCUACGGCUGCUUCCAAGACCAUUACUCCUACCACAAAUGCUACUAUGAUUGCUACCAUGGCUAACCACAUGACUACGAUUGCUACGAAUAACACUACCACCACCCCAACUACAACUAUGACUGCUAUCUUGCCCACGGCUACAAAUACGACUAAGAUUGCUACCACUAACACUACCCCCAACCCCACCACAACUAUGGCUGCUACCAAGACCAUUACACCUUCCACAAACGCUAGUACGAUUGCUACCACGGCUACCCCGGCUACCAACACGACUACGAUUGCUAUUACUAACACUACCAACUCCCCCACCACAACUACGGCUACUACCACGACCGUUACCCCUACCACUACUACGAUUGCUACCACGGCUACCCAGGCUACCAACACGACUAUGAUGGCUACCACAAACAGUACCCUUACCACAAUGACUACUAUGAUUGUCACCAUGGCUACCCCGGCUACCGCCACAACUACGGCUGCUACCACUAACACUACCCCUACUACGAUUGUUACCACGGCUCCCCCGGCUACCACCACAACUACGAUUGCUGCCAAUAAUACUACCACCAUCCCCACCACAACUAUGACUGCUAUCUUGCCCACGGCUACAAAUACGACUAAGAUUGCUACCACUAACACUACCCCCAACCCCACCACAACUAUGGCUGCUACCAAGACCAUUACACCUUCCACAAACGCUAGUACGAUUGCUACCACGGCUACCCCGGCUACCAACACGACUACGAUUGCUAUUACUAACACUACCAACCCCUCCACCACAACUACGGCUACUACCACGACCGUUACCCCUACCACUACUACGAUUGCUACCAUGGCUACCCAGGCUACCAACAAGACUAUGAUGGCUACCACAAACAGUACCCUUACCACAACGACUACUAUGAUUGUCAACAUGGCUACCCCGGCUACCGCCACAACUACGGCGGCUACCACUAACACUACCCCUACUACGAUUGUUACCACGGCUCCCCCGCCUACCACCACAACUACGAUUGCUGCCAAUAAUACUACCACCAUCCCCACCACAACUAUGACUGCUAUCUUGCCCACGGCUACAAAUACGACUACGAUUGCUACCACUAACACUACCCCCAACCCCACCACAACUAUGGCUGCUACCAAGACCAUUACACCUUCCACAAACGCUACUACGAUUGCUACCACGGCUACCACCACGACUACGAUUGCUAUCACUACCACUACCCCCACCACGGCCACUACCACCAGUGCACUUACGACAACUAAUAACCAAACAGAAACAGUUUUCAAAAUGGAAAUGUCAAUGAGAUUGGACAUGACUUACACAUCAGAGUUAAGUGAUACAUCAAGUACCAUGUACAACGAUUUGAAGUCACAGAUUGAUGCAGUGAUAGAUGAGCAGUAUAAAGGAAUUCCAGGAUAUAGAGGAGGUUUUGUGACAGUAUUCAGCAAAGGAAGCAUUAUUACAAAAUUUGUUAUACAGACGACACAAGUUGACUUUGAUCAGAUCUUGGUUGAAAAUCAAAAACUCCCUGAAGCAAUUAUAAAUAGUAGCAUUGCUCCUGUCAUUGGCGCAGUUUCUGCAAUUUACCAAAGUUCAACUUCAAUCAUCAUUCCAGAGCUCACUUACACUGGUGCCAGCCUGUACCUGAAGUGUGAGCCUCCAGAAAGCUUUAGCGUGGGACUAAUUUCCAGUUCCAGAUGGACAUUUAAUGGACAGGAAAUUAAAGACAGUGGAAGGUUUAAAAUAACUACUUCCAACUCUAUGUCAAUGCUUGAAGUUAAGAAAGUGAUUCCUGCUGAUAGUGGACCUUACAGUUGCACUCUAAACAAAAACAACCUGGAAUUCCAGCAAAAAGGAAUUGUAAUGGAAGGCAACAUCAAAAAAGCUCCUGUUGUGCGUCUCAGGAGUGAAUUUCAUGUUAGAUGCGUAACUGGACAGAUACAACCCCUCAAGUGUUGUGUGCAGCGUCCCUACACAAUCAAGUGGUCUCAAGGCAAAGACCAGUUGACCUCAGAUUCUGUUACCGGUGAAGACGACAACUGCAUCAAGCAUGAUUACAAAUUAGAAAGCUGCAGUGGUUCAGGGGAAGAUCAAAUAAUUUUUACAUGCAGGGUGGAUAACCCAUCAAAUUAUGAAAUGACAUCGACAAUGACGAUCUUCAAAGAGAAUUUCAGAUGCAAUGACGCUCAGUAUGGGACAGGUCUUGUAGGAGACCGAACAAGCAUUGAGUGUGAUAUAGGUCAAGUAGGAAGAAGGCUGGCGGAAUGCCAGGAAACGGGCGAGUGGAAACUGGUCGAAGACACCUGCAUUGUAAUAGAAAUCAAUGAAUUACUGAUUGAGUCACAGACUUUGGAUGAGGAGGGAGUGCCAGAUUUUGUAGGGAAUCUAAGUAAAGCUGUCCAGAAAGAAAGACAGGACAUUGAAAACUCAACUGCAACCAUAUCUGCUAUUGUUGACAUCCUAAACACUGUUGCAAAUGUUUCAACUGCUGUCGAUGAAACCGUCAUGCAGAAUAUCCUAGAGACUGUUGAUGUCAUCAUAGGUGAAGAAUCAAGAGAGUCUUGGGUAAUUUUGAAUGCAAAUAAGACCAGCAAUUCCAGCUCAAAAUUGUUGGGUUCAUUGGAGAGUCUCUCCAGUUAUUUGAACGGCGAGUUUUCCGUAAGGACUGCACGGAUCCUGCUAAACAGAACGACGUUUGAUGACUCCUUCAUGGCAGACCUGAACUCCAGCAUCGUCCUAAACAUUGCGAAAAACAGCAUGAGCAAUGUUUAUAUUACCACCAUCCUCCUCUCAACCCUUAAUAUUGUUAUGCCGACACGAAACUCCACCUUUGACGUCAGCCCCUUCAAUACCACCAGUAAUGAAACUGCCAGUGAUAAUGCAAUCAAUGCAGCCGUGCUGCUUGUCAAAAUAAAUGCCACGGUUCAGAAUGUCCUCCUGAGCUACGACAAGCUGAACAGCUCCUUGACAAUGCACCCGCAGUGCGUCUUCUGGAACUUCACACUCUUUGACAAUUUUGGUGCUUGGGAUGAUGAGGGAUGUAAGUUUGUUUCCGACAUAAACAACAUAGUAACCUGCAGCUGUAACCACCUCACCUCCUUCUCAAUUCUGAUGGCAACGGACAUCCCUCCAUCUCUAAGAAAAGCCUUGGAUAUAAUCACUUAUGUUGGAGUUGGAAUAUCACUGGCAAGCUUGGUUAUAUGUCUAGUUAUUGAAGGGUAUGUUUGGAAAGCAAUUACCAGGAAUAGCACUGCCUUCAUGCGUCACGUUUCCAUCGUAAAUACCGCCCUGUCUCUGUUGAUUGCUGAUAUCUGCUUCAUCAUUGGUGCCUCUAUAGCAAACAAUCCCCUUGAAAACCCAGGGGGGGACUACGAACUUCGUCUUGGACCAUGUAGCACGGCAACAUUUUUUAUGCACUUUUUCUACCUUGCUCUUUUCUUUUGGAUGCUCGUGUCAGGCCUUUUGCUCUUUUACAGGACGGUCAUGGUCUUCUCGUACAUGUCCAAGUCAAUCAUGUUGGCCAUUGGUUUCUGUUUAGGAUACGGCUGUCCUCUAAUUAUAGCUGUUAUUACUGUUGCUGUCACAGCACCAGGUAAUGGGUACAUUAGGAAAUCCAAGGCUUGUUGGCUGAACUGGUUUGAGACAAAAGCUCUCCUGGCCAUGGUGAUACCGGCCUUGACCAUAGUUUUCAUCAACAUUUUAAUUGUAAUUUGGGUCUUAUACAAAAUGCUGAAAAGAGGUGUGGGAGACGCUGCACAAUCUGAUGAGAAAAACACGCUGGUGGUCAUAACGAGAUGUCUGGUCAUUUUGACUCCUUUAUUUGGAUUGACCUGGGGUUUGGGUGUGGGAACCAUGGUGUCAUCCACAAAUGAAGCAAUCCAUAUUGCCUUUGCAUUCUUCAAUUCACUACAGGGUUUAUUCAUUUUAUUGUUUGGGGUACUACUCGAUUCAAAGACUCGUUCUCUCCUCGGAAGGAAAUCACCUCGAACAAGCACUGGCUCUAAUUCUACGAGGAGUACAGGUGCUGGCAUUUCCUCCUUGAGUGGAAAUAAUUUUAUUGGCAGACUACUAGGAAGAAGAAAUGUCUACCACGUUUCACAAGCUACAAACACAAACAGCAGCGGUGCAACGGAGUCAUUUAGUAAUAUAUGA